CUUCCUUGCCCGCAAUAGUAGGGUUCUAUGAUUGGGGAUUUCAAAAAUUGACUUGAAUAAUUACCACUAUCCGAUAGACUUACGAUCAACCCAAAAAAAGAAAGAAAAAGAAGAAGAAAUCAUGGACCCCACCACCGAACUGAACAUCAACGUCGACCUCGACAUCCAAGACCUCCUCCUAGCCGCCUCCCAACACGACCUCCCCAAACUCCGCCGUCUCAUCCGCACCAACCCCUCCCCCUCGCUCGCCAACCCGGUGAACGCCCGAGACCCGGAGACGGGGUUCACGCCGCUCCACGCGGCGGUCGCCGCCUGCGAGCCGGACGACGAGGACGAACAGCAACAGGAGCACAAACCCGUCGUCAACGGGACCACCAACGGCACCGAAAACCAGACUUCAGAGGUGGAGAAGAGCGCGCUGGAGACGGUGCGGUUCCUGCUGCUGGAGGGCGCGAUCUGGAAUGAUCUGGAUAAGAAUGGGGAGACGCCCGGGUGUAUUGCGCGGCGGGUGGGGAUGCGCGAGGUCUACGAGGCGAUUGUUGAUGCGGGCGUGAGGGCGGAGUUGUUGUUGGGGCGGUUGGAUGGGUAUGCGGAGUUGUCUGAUGGGGAUGAUGAUGAGGAUGAGGAGAUGCAGGGGGGUGAGGAUGAGGGGGAGGGGAAGGAGGAUACUGAGCAGGAGCAACAACAGGACGAAGAGGGCGUGCCGGAGUUGGUGGACGCCAGCGCCGCCGUAGCGGACGCACAAACCGCAGGCACAGGCCUCGACAGCAACAACCCCAACACGGACGUCACGCAAUCCCGCUACCUCGAUUCCGGCCUGACCUUCCAACGCGACCGGCUCCUCGAUCAAGAUCAGAACGGCGUGAUGAUGGCCUGGGAGACGGAGAUCAUGAACAGGUCGGCCAAGUCCCUCCUCCCGACGCCCGGGCUGCGGGUGCUCAACAUCGGCCACGGCAUGGGUAUCGUCGAUGGCUUCUUCCAGGACCAGGCCCCCGCGGCGCACCAUAUCGUCGAGGCGCACCCGGAGGUCGUAGCCGAGAUGAAGCGCAAGGGCUGGCAUGAGAGGCCCGGCGUCGUCAUCCACGAGGGCCGCUGGCAGGAUAUUCUCCUCGCGUUGGUCGCCGAGGGCGAGAUGUUCGACGCCAUCUACUACGAUACCUUUGCUGAGUCGUAUAACGAUUUCCGCGAGUUCUUCACCGAGCAGGUCAUUGGGCUACUCGAGCAGGAAGGCAAGUGGAGUUUCUUCAACGGCAUGGGCGCCGAUCGCCAGAUCAGUUAUGAUGUGUACCAGAAGGUAGUGGAGAUUGAUCUGCUCGAGGCUGGGUUCGAUGCCGACUGGGAGGAGUUCGAUGUGCCCACUUUGGAGGGCGAGUGGAGCGGCGUACGGAGGCCGUACUGGGCGAUUGAGAAGUACCGCCUGCCGCUGUGCAGAUAUAUGGAUUAGAUGAUUCAGCACAAGUAUAUGAAGCAAUGAACUGUGUUGGUAAUGUCUACAAAUGUGAUGGCAGCGCAUUCAAAAUCAAGCGGUG
Molecule: messenger RNA, 1529 nt
Organism: Aspergillus homomorphus CBS 101889
Lineage: Eukaryota; Fungi; Ascomycota; Eurotiomycetes; Eurotiales; Aspergillaceae
Gene: rmt2
Product: protein-arginine N5-methyltransferase
Exons: 2
Coding region: 122-1444 (440 amino acids)
Biological process (GO): peptidyl-arginine methylation
Cellular component (GO): nucleus; cytoplasm
Molecular function (GO): protein arginine N5-methyltransferase activity
Source: RefSeq, a predicted model, not a curated record